CGUUCGAGAGAGCCGUGCUGGAAUGUGAGCAUCUGGAGGCGUCUGAGCACGGCGGGUUCCGGUGAGAACGUUGGCGCGGCAGCGGCAUGGAGGAGCGGGGCCCCCCCGACGUGCCGUUGAUCGUGACGCCUCCGUGCGGCGGCGGCGGCGGCGGCGCGCUCACCACGUCGCGGCGCGCCGCCUCCGCCCGCGGCUCGCGCGACGACGGCCCGCCGUCCACCUGGCGCUCGUCGGUGCGCGUCCGCGACACCGGUUUCCGCGGCUCCCGCAAGAGCGUCGUUCGCCUCGAACCGCCCUGUAACGGCCUCAACGGGCUCCCCGCCAUCGGCAAGGAGGUACUGUCAUUGGGCGCGACGGGGCCCAAGGGGACUACGCAGCCAUCACACCCCUGCACUAUCCUCCACCAUUCUCCUUACAAGGCCGCUUGGGAUUGGUUGAUCUUGAUCCUGGUGAUCUACACCGCGAUAUUCACACCGUACGUCGCCGCCUUCCAACUCAAUGAGCCGGACUUCGACAAGCGCUCGCGCAGCUUCGGCGAGGAUCCCAUCGUCGUCAUUGAUAUGAUAGUCGACGUGACCUUCAUAAUCGAUAUCCUGAUAAACUUCCGGACGACGUACGUGAACGCGGCCGACGAGGUGGAGUCGGACCCCGCUAAGAUCGCCAUGCACUACCUGCGCGGCUGGUUCCUCAUCGACCUCGUGGCCGCCAUCCCCUUCGACCUGCUCCUCUUCGGCACCGACACCGACGAAACGACGACGCUCAUCGGGCUGUUGAAGACUGCGCGCCUGUUGCGGCUCGUGCGAGUCGCGCGCAAAAUUGACAGAUACUCCGAAUAUGGCACUGCCGUCCUACUUCUUCUAAUGGCCACGUUUGUGCUUAUUGCACACUGGCUGGCUUGUUUAUGGUAUGCUAUUGGGAGCUGGGAGCGACCUCAGCUUCACGCUCCGAUCGGUUGGCUGGAUGCACUCGCGAACGACGUUCAAGCCUCGUACGACAACUCUACUGGUCCAUCGAUGAGGUCCCGCUACAUCACUGCUCUAUAUUUUACAUGCACUUCCCUAACGAGCGUUGGUUUCGGCAACGUGGCUCCAAACACAGACAUGGAAAAAGGAUUUACGAUAUUUGUCAUGCUUGUUGGAUCUCUCAUGUACGCUAGUAUCUUCGGUAAUGUUUCGGCGAUAAUACAACGACUUUAUUCAGGAACAGCUAGAUACCACACCCAAAUUCUUCGAGUACGGGAAUUCAUCCGGUUUCACCAGAUCGCUAAUCCACUUCGUCAAAGGUUAGAAGAAUAUUUUCAACACGCGUGGAGUUACACGAACGGGAUAGAUACGUCUAGUUUAUUGAAAGGUUUUCCGGAAUGUCUACAAGCUGAUAUCUGUCUUCAUCUCAACCGUAACCUCCUUGCGAACUGUUCUGCCUUCGAGGGUGCUAGUCCAGGCUGUUUGAGAGCUCUGUCCCUGAGAUUCAAAACCACGCACGCACCCCCUGGGGAAACCCUAGUCCAUCGGGGCGAUGUUCUUACUUCCUUGUACUUUAUAUCAAGAGGCUCAAUAGAAAUUCUAAAAGAUGACAUCGUCAUGGCUAUUCUUGGCAAGGACGACAUAUUCGGCGAGAACCCGUGCAUAUACCCGACCGUCGGGCGCAGCAACUGCCGCGUGCGCGCGCUCACGUACUGUGAUCUGCACCGCGUGCAUAGAGAUGACCUGCUCGACGUGCUAGACUUCUACCCCGAGUUCCGCUCCUCCUUCGUCAACAAUCUGGAGAUCACCUACGUCAUGCGGGACGAGGAGCUGUGCGGUAUAGAGCCGAAGCGGCGCAUGCGCUACGAGAACCCGAGUGACGCGCGUUUGCUGCGCGAGGCCUAUGCGCGCACCACGCGCCGCCCGCACACAGAAACCUUCGCCGAAAAAGUGGAUUCCCAAUGCAGCGAUGAUGAUACAGAGUCCCCCGCCAGUAGAGGAAUUUUAGAGUUCUCCACCGACAAGGCGGGCCAGGACGUCACUCCUCUCAACUUCAAUUUCAGUAAACAAAGAUCGACCACUCUUAACUCAAUCACGGGCAUGCUAGCGCAACUUAAACGGAGCUUCCCAGACCUCUACCAUCAUAAAACACACCAGCCGCUGCACAACAAAUAUUCGCAAUCGACUCCUCAAACGUACCGCGGCCGCGCGGCGGUGCGGCGGCAGUCGUCGGUGGGCCCGCUGCACGACACGUCGCCGCUGACGGGCGGCGCGGGCGAGCCGGCCGUCAGCACGCCGGCGCACAGCGCCACGCUGCCCGUGUCCAGCCUCAGCACCAACCCCAGCUCGUACUACACGAACGCGUCGCCCAGCCCGCCGGCCGCGCCCGCGCCGGUGCACGUGUCCUGCGACGACAUCUUGGCGCCGGCGCCGGCCGCCGCCAGGCCGCCGUCGUCCCGCUCCGCGCCGCACUCCGCCGUCAACCUUCACCAGACUGGCCGUCCAGCAGCACUCGCUUUCUCUAAUGAAAGAACCCAAAAUGCUGCACCGGAUACAAUAUCCCCCCAAUACCAGAACGUGGGCCAGGCGGCGUCGGCGGCGUCGGUGGCGACGGUGCUGACGCGGUUAGAGGAGCUGAGCCGGCGCGUGGCCGUGCUGGAGAGCGGGCUGACGGCCGACGUGCGCCGAAUCCUGCAACUGCUGCAAGCGCGCGAGCCGCACCACGCGCAGGCGCACACGCCGUCGCAGCCGCUGCCCAAGGCCUCGCUGUCCGUGCCCCACACGAACGAUAACCAAUGGGAGUGGAGCUGGAACGGCGACCGCGAGCGCGAGCGCGGCGGGCGCGGCGGGCGCGGCGAGCGCGGCGAACGCACGCCCGGCGUGCAGCGCUCCGCGUCCGAGCCGCACGCGCCGCUGCCGCCCGCCCUGCCGCCGCCCCCGCACUCGCACUCCUUCUACAGGUAGUGUGAGGCAGGCGAGACGAGCGCACCCCGCUCCCGACGCUCGACGCGCUCGCUCGCCGAGUCCACGUCGUGCGGCUC
This is a messenger RNA of Ostrinia furnacalis (Asian corn borer), 3004 nucleotides long. RefSeq names its product potassium voltage-gated channel seizure. Gene Ontology annotation, cellular component: plasma membrane. The record is from RefSeq and is a predicted model, not a curated record. Gene Ontology annotation, biological process: potassium ion transmembrane transport; regulation of membrane potential. The transcript has 19 exons. The coding region runs from base 87 to 2927 and encodes 946 amino acids. Lineage: Eukaryota; Metazoa; Arthropoda; Insecta; Lepidoptera; Crambidae. Gene Ontology annotation, molecular function: inward rectifier potassium channel activity.